UGUAACAAAAAUCACGAGUUUUAAUUAGCAAGUGUGUUUCACGUUGUAGUCGUACUUGAUGGAGGGGCGUAGCGAAGGGUGGUUUGAGACAAAAGAGAUGGAUAUCAGAAGCAUGCCGUCGUCACGCCAUGCUUCUUUGCCAUACAGAGUUGGUGUCCCGCCAAAGCAGAAUUUUUGGACGGAGUUCUCUAGCACCGUGAAGGAGACCUUCUUCUCGGAUGACCCUCUCCACUCCUUCAAGGAUCAGUCGAGGUCCAGGAAGUUUGUUCUUGGAGUACAAGCUGUUUUUCCGAUUCUCGAAUGGGGGAAACGUUACAAUCUUAAGAAAUUUAAAGGAGACCUUAUUGCAGGGCUUACCAUUGCCAGCCUCUGCAUUCCUCAGGACAUCGGCUACUCCAAGCUUGCAAAUUUGUCUCCUCAGUAUGGUUUAUAUUCGAGCUUUGUCCCGCCUAUGGUGUAUGCAUUGAUGGGAAGCUCAAGGGAUAUAGCCAUAGGGCCAGUUGCUGUUGUAUCCCUCCUGCUGGGAACUUUGCUUCAAAACGAAAUUGAUCCGAUAAAACAUCCUUUAGAAUAUCGAAGGCUUGCCUUUACUGCAACCUUUUUUGCGGGAAUCACACAAGCAACACUUGGCAUUCUUAGAUUGGGGUUCUUGAUUGAUUUCCUGUCUCAUGCUGCUGUUGUUGGCUUCAUGGGCGGCGCUGCCAUAACCAUUGCACUCCAGCAGCUCAAGGGAUUCUUAGGAAUCAAGAAUUUCACCAAGAAGACCGAUAUCAUCUCUGUGAUGCAGUCGAUUUUCAGCUCCGCUUAUCAUGGAUGGAACUGGCCUACAAUAGUAAUCGCAGCAGCGUUUCUGGUGUUUCUUCUCGUAGCAAAGUACAUUGGGAAAAAGAAGAAGAAAUUAUUUUGGGUACCUGCGAUUGCUCCAUUGGUAUCCGUGGUCCUGUCCACCUUUUUCGUCUACAUCACUCAUGCAGAGAAGAAAGGAGUGCAGAUUGUUAAACACAUCGAGAAAGGAAUCAAUCCCGCAUCAGUAAGUGAAAUCUAUUUCACGGGCGAUUAUCUCUUGAAAGGCGUUAGGAUCGGCCUAGUUGCUGGGAUUAUUGCACUCACAGAAGCAGUUGCAAUCGGAAGAACAUUUGCUGGCAUGAAGGACUAUCAAAUAGAUGGGAACAAAGAAAUGGUGGCUCUUGGAGCAAUGAACAUUGCUGGUUCAAUGACAUCUUGCUACGUCGCCACGGGUAUAAAUCAAAUCAUAUCUACCAUAUCCUUAAGUCUAGAUAUAUUAGAGGCAUACAUGAUUGGCUCUUGUGUACCAUCUUUUGCAGGCUCCUUCUCACGCUCCGCAGUGAACUACAUGGCCGGCUGCCAAACAGCUAUUUCAAACAUCGUGAUGUCUGUUGUCGUGUUCCUAACGCUGCAGUUCUUCACCCCUCUCUUCAAGUACACCCCAAACGCGAUCCUGUCCUCCAUCAUCAUUUCAGCUGUCAUCGGCCUCAUUGACUACAAUGCAGCAGUUCUGAUAUGGAAGAUCGAUAAAUUCGAUUUCAUUGCUUGCAUGGGAGCCUUUUUCGGUGUGGUUUUCGCCUCUGUUGAGAUUGGCCUCCUGAUUGCUGUCUCGAUAUCCUUUGCGAAAUUACUAUUGCAAGUAACAAGGCCUAGAACAGCCAUUCUUGGAAAAAUUCCAAGAACAAAUGUUUAUAGAAAUAUUCAACAAUAUCCAGAGGCAAGCAAGGUUCCAGGAGUUGUGAUUGUGAGAGUUGAUUCUGCCAUUUAUUUCUCAAAUUCUAACUAUAUUAAAGAAAGGAUACUAAGAUGGCUAACCGCAGAGGAAGAGCAACUAACAGCUGCUGGCCUUCCCAAAAUUCAGUUUCUUAUCAUUGAAAUGUCACCCGUCACGGACAUCGACACGAGCGGCAUCCAUGCGUUGGAGGAGUUGCUGAGAACCCUGCAAAAGAGAGACGUCGAGCUGGUCCUGGCAAAUCCCGGACCCGUCGUGAUGGACAAGGUGCAUGCGUCGAAGCUGGCGAGCCUCAUCGGCGAGGAGAAGAUAUUUCUUACAGUGGCAGAUGCAAUUCAGACAUGUUCUCCAAAAUUUGCUGAAGAAGUUUGAGAGUGAAGGAGAGGCUAAGAAAUAAAAGAGGCUGAUAAAGUAUAUGUUAGUGGAAUUCUUGUCAGAAAUUGAUGAUCCAAAUCCAAAUGCAGGACCCCACGAUCAAGUGGAGAUUAAAAGAAAUUGCUUUUGUGGAUAGACUUUGAGUAUGAGUGAUGCCUUUUCACCUAUAAAAAUUAUACAAAUUCUACCAUCAAAGUAUGAUUUGGGCUUCAAUUCUUGUAUUUUCUCUUAAUAUAAUGGAGGUGAUACGUAGAAGAA
Molecule: messenger RNA, 2371 nt
Organism: Salvia hispanica
Lineage: Eukaryota; Viridiplantae; Streptophyta; Magnoliopsida; Lamiales; Lamiaceae
Product: sulfate transporter 1.3-like
Biological process (GO): transmembrane transport
Cellular component (GO): membrane
Source: RefSeq, a predicted model, not a curated record